Molecule: messenger RNA, 3548 nt
Organism: Drosophila serrata
Lineage: Eukaryota; Metazoa; Arthropoda; Insecta; Diptera; Drosophilidae
Gene: klu
Product: zinc finger protein klumpfuss
Biological process (GO): regulation of gene expression
Cellular component (GO): nucleus
Source: RefSeq, a predicted model, not a curated record
AGGUUUUCCUUCAUUUUCCUUAUAUUUACUAAUACGUACUAAAUAUAUUUAACACAAAAUAUGGCCAAAUCGUUUCGUCAGGUCUCUCGCAAGAAUCCGUGGCCUCGCAAGCUGCAGGGCUUGCUCGUGGAUUUGCCCACGCUGUGCUCGUCCCAGCAGGAGGAGGAGCAGCUGCUGCGUCCAACCAUAUCCCAAUCCCAACCCGUUGGAGGCUCCGUUCCGCAGGAGACGCAGCCGCUGCCGCCGCCGCCGCCGCCGCUGAAGCCACAAAAAGUUGACCUCAUGACGAUGGCAGAAGGCACCGACCCCAUGGGGCAUGGUCACCACACGAAUCCACACAAUCCGCCCUCGCAGGCACCGCCACCGCCUCAGCACCACCAUGCCCACCCGCUCCACCUGACCCACUCCCAUCCCCAUCCGCAGCCACCGCCCCCCCAUCACCUCAACCACAAUCUGAACCACCACCAGCAUCACCACCACCACCCGCAGCAGUAUCUACCGCAUAUGUAUCCGGCGCCCGGGGCAGCAGCCGCCCCAUAUGGCCAGCUGCCGUAUCCGCAUCUCCAGCACCAGCACCAGCACCAGCACCAUCAUCAUCCCCAUCCGCCGCCGCCGCAUCCGCACCACCUGCCGCUGGCACUCAGUCUCCACCAGCAGGCGGCGGCUGCGGCGGCAGUGGCUGCUGCGGUGGCCACCAAUCACUCCAACAACAUCAACAACAACAACCAGGCCAGUGUGGCCAAUAAUAAUAUUGUGGUGCCGUGGAAGCAGCGCAAGCGCAAGAGGCUAUCGGCGGUGCUGGAUAAGCUGCAUCAUCACAACAACAACAACAACACCAACAAUAAUAACAAUAACAAUAGCAGCAGUAACAACAACAACAACAAAAAUGAUGAUGAUGAUGGUCACUCGAAUGGCUUGGCCUGCAAGACGGAACCCAUGGAUAUGGAGGAGGAUGCAGAGGAUCAGGAGCAGGACGAGGAUGAAGCGGAUCACACGGAGGAAUCCCUACGUGACGAUGAUGAUGAGGAGGAGCAGCCCGAGGACACUGAGGUGCAUCAUGCCAAGUACAUCAAAAGCGAGCAACCCCUUAGCGAGGAUGAGGAGCACGAACCGGAGCUGUUGCUGGAGAAUGAGGAGAACGAGGACAUCUCCGGCGAGGAUCUAGAGCUGUCGCACAGCGAUGACAACGAUCAGGAUAGUCCCAGGAUCAGCAUGAGUCCUCUGCAGUUGCAGACGCAGGCGCAGAGUAACCUGCCGUUGGAUCCUUCCAAUCCAACAAGUCAGCAGCUAAACAAGGAGAAUCCGCUGCAUGUGGACAUCAAGACUGAGAUACCCAGCCCCUAUGAUCGGUACUUUCCGAUACCCUCGCCCCUGUUCGGUUACUACCUGCACACCAAGUAUCUGAACGAGGUGUUCCGCCGGCGUCACGAUCUCUAUCCCUCGCCGCUCCAGCACACGCCCUCCUCGAUAGCUUCCGAAACGGAGACAUCGCCCACUUUGCAGGAGCGCAAGAGCGGUGCCUCCGCCUCCUCGAAUCACAUGCUGCCCCACGUCCUGCUGGCCAAUGCCUCGCCCCCGCCGUCGUUGCCCUCGCCGCCGCGCAGCGAAUCCUCGGUGACCAAUAGUGGAGCCAAUACCACCACGAGCAGCACCACUAGCACCACCACUACCAAUACCGGAGCGCCCAAGAAGCGCACCAGUCCCAAGCCGAAGGGUAAGAAGGGUGACAAGAAGCCCAUGCCGCCGCCACAGGAGCGUCCGCUGGAUCUGUGCAUGCGCAGCGACAUGGAGAUCAAGAAGUACAAAAAGUCGGGCUCAAAAUCAUCCUACCAAGAGUCCAACCCUCCUUCCUCGUCCUCGGCUACCAUGAUGCCGCCACCGCCGGCCAUGAGUGCGGCCAGCAGCUUGGAGAGCAUGAAUGCCCUGUCGCCGGCGUCGAGUAGCCACUCGGGACAUACGCCCAGCACCACCGCUGCCACGCCCAACCACCAGCCGCCGCCCAAUUCGCCAUAUGCGAAUGCCAUGAACGCAGCCCAUGCAGCGGCUGCGGCGGCAGCAGCGGCAAUGAUCAAGCUGGAGAUGCCAUUGCAUCCACUGCACCAUCAGCAGAUGCACGGUCAUCCGCAUGUGCCCACCACCACGGUGGGUGUGCCCGUGAUCAAGGGUGAUGUGGCCUCGCCCACGACCAAGGAAACGGUGGCCUGGCGCUACAAUCUGGAUGUGUCACCCGUUGUGGAGGAGAUGCCGCCCGGUUCGGAUGUGGCCUAUGUGUGCCCCACCUGCGGACAAAUGUUCUCGCUGCAUGACCGCCUGGCCAAGCAUAUGGCAUCGCGCCACAAGUCCCGAAAUCCCGCCAAUGAUAUUGCCAAAGCCUACUCCUGCGACGUCUGCCGCAGAUCCUUUGCCCGCUCCGACAUGCUCACCCGUCACAUGCGCUUGCACACGGGCGUCAAGCCGUACACCUGCAAGGUGUGCGGUCAGGUCUUCUCCCGCUCCGAUCACCUGUCCACCCACCAGAGGACCCACACCGGCGAGAAGCCCUACAAGUGCCCGCAGUGUCCAUAUGCCGCCUGUCGCCGCGACAUGAUCACGCGUCACAUGAGGACGCACACGCGGUACGAGUCGAGGGGCGGCGGCGGAAGCGGAUCCCGUGAAGGUCGUGAGGGAGGACGCGAAGGUCGCGAGGCGAGGGAGUCCCGCCGGAGCGGCGAACGACUGGAGGAGCCCAAGUCCCCCAGUUCCCAUCCGCUGCUCGACAUGAAGAUGAACAUGAACAUGGGCAUGGGCAUGGGCCUCAAUAUGGGGCUGGGCAUGAACCCGAUGAGUCUGCUCCAAGAGGAGUUGCUGCAGAAGUCGCAGCCGGGCCUGACCCUGGGCGGACCUAUGCCCAUUGUGGUCAAGACGGAGAGCGCCUAACACUGUUUGGCUAACAGCAGGCGCUUCAUGACCUGUUAGGAGGGGGGAAUCCCCGACACCCAGCUUAGUGCUAGAAGGAGAAGAAAUUAUAAUGAUUAAUAUUAACUAGAGCAGUUUGUACUUGUACCGGAAAUCUCUGCGAAGACUGAGGAACCUUAUUACUACCUACAGUUAAAGAAUAGGCUAAAAGAAGCAUCAACUAAGAAGGAUAGCUAGGAGAGGGCAGCACACUCAAGACCGACCACCCAACGUAUUAGCACUUAAACUAGUUCUAGUUGCCAGAUCCCCCUUGAACCCCCAAUGCGUUUAGAUAGCCGGGAUCUUCGAUACAGCUAGGCAAUUCCAUGUUCCACAAAACUUAGGCUAUUUAUAUAUAUACAUAUAUCUAAUAUAUCUAAUAUACAAAACGUACAUUUUAGAAGCGAUCAGAUCCCCCCGCCGAUCUGAUCUCACAGCAUUUCGAGCAACACUGAAAUUAUUAAGCUAGACUCGCUACACCUAGGCUAAUUGACAUUAGUUAUUUAGUUAACUCUUAAUUUAUUGGUAACCUUACUCAGCAGCAUGUAAACUUUUACCACAACGAUUUGUAUUAAUUUAAUUGUACUCUAUUUAAUUUAAUUUAAUUUAAUUGU